Messenger RNA from Exophiala viscosa, 1059 nucleotides. Its product is annotated as aminotransferase. Lineage: Eukaryota; Fungi; Ascomycota; Eurotiomycetes; Chaetothyriales; Herpotrichiellaceae. Gene Ontology annotation, molecular function: catalytic activity. The transcript has a single exon. The record is from RefSeq and is a predicted model, not a curated record. Gene Ontology annotation, biological process: carboxylic acid metabolic process. The coding region runs from base 1 to 1020 and encodes 339 amino acids.
AUGGCGACCAUGGAUAAGGUCUUCGCAGCGUACGAGAAGCGACAAGCCGUUCUCGGGAAGAGCAGCAAUCCUCUUUCGAAAGGUAUUGCCUGGGUCUUCGGCGAACUGGCCCCCCUCGCCGAAGCCCGCAUCCCCUUGAUGGACGAAGGAUUUAUGCACAGCGACCUUACCUACGAUGUCCCAUCAGUAUGGGAUGGCCGGUUCUUCCGCCUUGACGACCAUCUUGCUCGCCUGGAAGCCAGCUGCGCAAAGAUGCGGUUGCAACUUCCUCUUCCCCGGGAAGAAGUGAAGCAAAUCCUGGUCGAUAUGGUGGCCAAGUCAGAAAUCAAGGACGCAUUCGUCGAGUUGAUCGUCACGAGAGGAAUGAAGGGUGUCCGGGGUCACACUCCAGGCGAGACUUUCAAGAACCAUUUGUACAUGUUCGUCCAGCCUUACGUAUGGGUCAUGGACCCCGACGUACAGCCUACCGGAGGUAAAGCUAUCAUCGCAAGAACCGUACGAAGAAUUUCACCUGGAUCAAUCGAUCCUACCGUCAAGAAUUUGCAAUGGGGUGACCUUACCCGAGGUCUCUUCGAGGCAGCUGAUCGAGGCGCCACCUACCCAUUCCUCACAGACGGAGAUGCCAACCUGACUGAGGGCUCAGGAUUCAAUGUCCUGUUGGUGAAGGACGGAGUGAUCUACACACCAGAUCGGGGCGUUCUAGAAGGUGUGACGCGAAAGAGUGUCUUCGACGUGGCCAAGUCUGUCGGGAUCGAAGUGCGCGUGCAAUUUGUGCCUGUACAAAUGGCGUACGAUGCCGAUGAGAUCUUCAUGGCAACGACGGCCGGAGGUAUCAUGCCUAUCACGACGCUCGAUGACAAACCCAUACAGUCAGGGAAGGUGGGACCCAUCACCAAGAAGAUCUGGGAUGGAUACUGGGCAAUCCACUACGACGACGCUUACAGCUUCGAGAUUCAACACGGUGCCUCUACCAACGGCACAUCGAAGAAUGGUCAAGUCAACGGUGUGAAUGGCCAUUGACGAGGUCCUGACUAGUCACAUGUCUUGGACAGUGGGAGC